This is a messenger RNA of Rangifer tarandus platyrhynchus (Svalbard reindeer), 606 nucleotides long. Lineage: Eukaryota; Metazoa; Chordata; Mammalia; Artiodactyla; Cervidae. The record is from the annotation of a GenBank genome assembly.
AUGGCGAUGCACAACAAGGCGGCGCCGCCGCAGAUCCCCGACACCCGGCGGGAGCUGGCGGAGCUCGUGAAGCGGAAGCAGGAGCUGGCGGAAACACUGGCAAACUUGGAGAGACAGAUCUAUGCCUUUGAAGGAAGCUACCUGGAAGACACGCAGAUGUAUGGCAACAUUAUUCGUGGCUGGGAUCGGUAUCUGACCAACCAAAAAAACUCCAAUAGCAAAAACGACAGAAGGAACCGGAAGUUUAAGGAAGCAGAGCGGCUCUUCAGUAAAUCCUCAGUUACUUCAGCAGCUGCAGUGAGUGCUUUGGCAGGAGUUCAGGACCAGCUCAUUGAAAAGAGGGAGCCAGGAAGUGGGACGGAAAGUGACACUUCUCCAGACUUCCACAAUCAGGAAAACGAGCCCAGCCAGGAGGACCCUGAGGAUCUGGAUGGAUCUGUGCAGGGAGUGAAACCUCAGAAGGCUGCUUCUUCCACCUCCACAGGGAGUCAUCACAGCAGCCAUAAAAAGCGAAAGAAUAAAAACCGGCACAGCCCGUCUGGCAUGUUUGAUUAUGACUUUGAGAUUGAUCUGAAGUUAAACAAAAAACCACGAGCUGACUAUUAG